GUGGAAUUGUCGGAAAGCUAAACUUUAGGGGCCAAAACGAAAUUUCAGAAGUCAACAAAUCCUCUCCAACGGCAUCGGAGGUUUUUCUUGUCGCUGCAAAAGUUAUCAGGGGGGCUGCAGCUUCUCCGUUCUUCUUCGUCUUCUCCGUCUCAGAUCGCCGUUGGAGGACACAGAUGGCGGCAAUCACGAGCGCGCUGAUAGCGAUCGCGGGGGUGGUGCUGGGCUGGAUCGCCAUAGAGAUCGCCUGCAAGCCCUGCCUCGAGAGAGGCCGGGAAGCCAUCGACCGAUCACUGAACCCGGACUACGAUCCCGACGACGAAGAGAACCGCGCCGGAGCCCGCGCGCCUCUCAUUGCCGAACCCGAAGGUUCGGGUCCGACGGCUGAGGAUCCGCCCUCUGCUUCAACAGCCUCGGCCAAGGCCGCCGCCAUCUGAUCCAUCCUCCAUCCCUUCGGCCUCCGAUUUGAUUCUCUAGCCAGAUUUGUCUAUGGAUUGUGCGUGUUCAAUGUUUUGUGAAUACUUCCGAUCGAAGUUGUAAAGGGAAUGGAAGAUCAGACCGGAGAUGCGUUCUCUGUUGGAUGUCGAAUUUCCUUCUCCCUUUUUCUUCUUUAAUUUUUGGACAAUAUGAAGUGAUCAAACAUUUGGUUGAUUUUUUUUUUUUAA
Molecule: messenger RNA, 662 nt
Organism: Punica granatum (pomegranate)
Lineage: Eukaryota; Viridiplantae; Streptophyta; Magnoliopsida; Myrtales; Lythraceae
Source: RefSeq, a predicted model, not a curated record